AUUGCAGCAGUUUAGUGUCUGGUGAUUCAGCAUGGCUGUACUGUGUCCUGUUUCAUUCCAAUGCCGUGGUCACUAGAUGCCCUAAAAUAGCUCUGCUCUUCCUGUUUCUGCUCCACAGCAGACCGACUCCAUACUGAGCUGUUUGUGCCUAAUGGAAAGAAGCCUUCAAAACAAAGAGGCCUGCUUUGAGAGACAGACCGCGGGGCUGAAGUGAUCUACUAGCCAGAGACUGAAUAAGGUGACCUGAGCUCAGAGCAAUAGCAGGGCUUCACAUUUGUUAGCUUUGGCCAAUGAAUCAUUUUCAGUUUUUCAAGUGUUGUCAAAUAUAUGGUCAAAAUCUAGUGCAACUGUGCUCUGCAGUGGAUCAAGAGGUAUGGAUGCACUCUUGCAGGCUGUAUCAACAUUGUUACUCUGUCUAGGCUCAUGGGUAAAGUACAGCAUAGCCUAUAUUCAGAAGAGUUUAGGGUUUGAGGGUGGUUUAGCCUGGGUUAAGUGGACUUUGGCCUGGUUUGGAGUGUGGGGUCCCUCUAAUGUUGAUCCAAUGAGACGUGAGAUCAAUGGCAGCCAAUCAGAGGCAUGGAGAACCGACCAGGAGUCCAGGACGUAUCGUAACCAUGGUAAUGGACCAAUGGUUGCUGUGCAGACCAGCACGCACAUUUUCUAUGUUGACCUAGAAAGGCUAGCAGACUGUAGUGAGUAUUUCAGGGCUUUGUCUCACUCCUGCAUGAAAGAAACAGAAGAGCAUCUAGUGAACCUGGCCCACGUGCCCUCCAGGGCGUUCCACAGCCUCCUGCAGUUCUGCUUUCUGAAUAGAUUCAUUGUACCAGAGAACCAAAUUGAGGAGCACUUGCGGGUGAGCACCUAUCUGUUGGUCCCAGGCUUUACUAGUCGCUUGCUGAGGGCCCUCUUAGAGACCCUCACGGAGCACUCUUGCCUGGCUUAUCUGCAGUUGGCUGAGGAGCUGUGCAGUGUUGAACUCCAGGAGACUGUGCUGACCUACCUGAGCAAGAACCUUCUGGAGCUUCCUAGCCUGAGCAGAAACAUGGAACUGCACCUACAGCAGGAGCUUCUGCAGAUGCGGUCACGGAGCACCCCACGGCUGUGCUGCCUGAGGAAAGAGAACCUGAUCUCACGAGACAACCAGGAAACGAACACUGCGAGGAGGCUUUUCAGACUGGAAGAGGAGGAUGGGACAUGGAGUUCUAUUACAGAGCUGCCCUUCAGUGCAGAUAAGUGGUGCUUCACCACAGCUGUCCUCUUUAACUAUCUUUACCUCAUUGGGGGCUUUCGGCACCGCACAAAGAGGGGGUAUGAGUUUAAGAUGGCAUCCUUUCGUUAUAAUCCCUUGACAGAUCAAUGGGUGCCAACAGCUCCUCUCAUAAAGCACAGACGUCACUUCAGUGCAGCAGUGUGUGAAGGCCAUAUCUACGCUGUGGGGGGUUGGUAUCUGGACUCCCUAGUGACCCCGGACUCCACCACAGGAGUGUAUACAGCUGUGGAGAGAUAUGACCCCUGGGCAGACUGCUGGGCUUUCGUCUCUUCUCUUCCCCUAACAGACUUCCAGUUCACUCUUUCCCUCUCUCACGACUCCCCCUGACCACCAGCCUUGGAACCUGUCUCUAUGUGCUAGGGAACAUCCAGAGAACUGGGGAGAAACUGGUGCUACGUUAUGAUACAACCCAAGAUUGCUGGAGUGAGUUAUACCCCACCCUCACCCGUGCCAGUGCUGAUAUCCCCAUCCUCCACUUCCUGGGAUCCACUGACAGGUUGAUCGUGAUCGGUGGAAACAAUUUUGAAACUGUGGUGACGUCCUUUUGCGUGGACACUCAGAAGUGGGGUCAGAUCAGAAGCAUGGAGAAGACGGCUUUGAUCGGUCAAGGCACAGUGUUCAACAAUGAGGUUUACAUGUCAGGAAAUCAGGAGGACAUUAUUUUUCGGCUGAACGUUCACUCUCUGUCUCUCUCUCUGCUCCCCCCACUCCCCAUCUCCACCUGCUAUGAGAGCUUUUUUCACCUCUGCUUCUGAAACAUGUACUAUAUUCAUUGUCAGCACCUUACAGGGACAGAAUAAAGGCGCAUACAGGCAGUGUUGGACAGUAACUAAGUAAAUGUAAUUCGUUACUGUACUUAAGUAAUUUUUUCAUGUAU
Molecule: messenger RNA, 2147 nt
Organism: Pygocentrus nattereri (red-bellied piranha)
Lineage: Eukaryota; Metazoa; Chordata; Actinopteri; Characiformes; Serrasalmidae
Product: kelch repeat and BTB domain-containing protein 11
Exons: 4
Coding region: 374-1597 (407 amino acids)
Molecular function (GO): protein binding
Source: RefSeq, a predicted model, not a curated record